Molecule: messenger RNA, 768 nt
Organism: Lodderomyces elongisporus
Lineage: Eukaryota; Fungi; Ascomycota; Pichiomycetes; Serinales; Debaryomycetaceae
Exons: 1
Coding region: 1-768 (255 amino acids)
Biological process (GO): microtubule-based process
Cellular component (GO): nucleus; cytoplasm
Source: RefSeq, a predicted model, not a curated record
AUGGAAGAGCUACAACUGGGUAUAGCCAAAUAUCGGGAGGUUAUUCACAAUUCUAAUUUUUUUAAUGAGGUGAAAGAAACUGUGCUGGUGGAAAAUGGAUAUACGAAAAUUAGAUGUUUGGCAUUAGGCUCUCCAUCGGAAAGUUCAGAUGCUCGUUAUCAAUAUGCAUUUCUAUUGGAAUUAAUGGAUUUUUUAAACAUCACCCAAAUUUCCUUAUACGACCCAGUUUUUACGAAAUUGGACAAACAGGUGUUUGCUUCGUAUGUCGUUGAAGAGUCCUUCGAACCUAAGAAUGAUGACAAGGUGCUACAUUACAUUCCACAUGCUCCUCUUUCAGUGAUGGAGCAAAUUCUCAAAAAUGAAAAACCAACGGCAUUCUUGGGUAACGACAUUAUUGCACAUACUGACCGCUUGACGAAGCGGAAGCUUGCGGAUCUAUACCCCUCAAUGGCAAUCCUUGUACAUUAUUCAAAAACAGAUCCAGUUGAAGAUGGGUUUGUUAAAGUACUCCCGAAAAGUCGAAACAACCAAAACACUCAAACAAACCAAAACACUCAAACAAACCAAAACACUCAAACAAACCAAAACAAACGUAGUAGUCGAAAUGGUCGAAAAAGCUUUAAAGAGCCAGAGAUUGAGUACGAUUUGAACUCUGUUUAUUUCGAUGGUGUAGAGAUUAAAAGGUUUAAACACAACUAUGUCAAGGGCGAUGUGUGGGGCAAUUCCUUUUCAGAUAUCGCAUUUCACAAUAUACAUACUAAAAAAUAG